Messenger RNA from Geodia barretti, 228 nucleotides. The record is from the annotation of a GenBank genome assembly. Lineage: Eukaryota; Metazoa; Porifera; Demospongiae; Tetractinellida; Geodiidae.
AUGCUUCGGAUCACCGGAUACAGCGACUGUUACUCGAUCCGUCCGGGCGAUGACAUCACGUUCUAUGUGAACUCCGAGAACGGCGAAGACUACGAGGCCAAGCUCGUCCGCCUCAUUCACGGCGACACCAACCCCGACGGGCCGGGCUACAAGGAAGAAGAGAUCGACGCGCCGUUCGACGGCACCUGCACGGGCGCAACCAGAAGAUCCACGGCGGCUCCUACGUGA